AUCAGUUUAAGUUGGUCAGCGCGAGAUGAAGUACGUAACGUUUGGUUUGCUGUUGUUGUUGGCUGCAUUUGCAAGCUGUCAAGCCGUGCGACGACUGGAUAAACCCAAACGGGUUGAACCUGCCUCUUCGUGCGGAGUUCGUAAGAUCAGGACUCAGCUCUUGAUCGUGGGUGGAAGGACGGCUGCGGUCGGAGCCUGGCCGUGGCAUGUGGCAGUGUAUUACACGAAGAAUAAUGGUUUGAAACGGGACUUCCGCUGCGGAGGUACGCUGAUCAGCCCGGAAUACGUCCUGACGACAGCUUCCUGUGCGCGGUACGCUACCGGGAAGCCGGCUGGAUCGGUCCGGGUAGUGCUGGGACUGCACAGCUUGACGGAGAUGUCCAGUAACGCGCGGGAGAUCUUCGUCAAGGAGGCGUUCAUCCACGAGGAGUACGUCCACGGAGAAAACAUGUACGAUGUGGCGGUGCUACAGCUGAAUACCGCGGUCAACUACACCAACUACAUCCAACCGGCUUGUCUUCCCGGAGCCGAUGACAAAAUCGAGCGGUUUGACAACAUGCUCGGAACGAUCAUUGGCUGGGGGAACGACGAGACUGGGAAGCUAGCGGAUGAUCUGCAAAGCGCAAGAGUUCCGGUUAUUUCCUUCAUGGAUUGUCUGAAAAGCGACCGGGACUUUUUCUCGGCAAAUAUUUACUCCGGGAUGUACUGCGCUGGAUUAACAAAUGGAACCGCUCCCUGUUUCGGAGACGCCGGCGGUGGAAUGUUCUUCGCAGAUCGUGGCGUGUGGACGCUGCGUGGGAUCGUUUCCUUUACGGACCGCUCGGGAACGGCCAUCGGCAGCUGCAACACCCGGCAGUACUUUGGUCUGGUCAACGUGGCCCACUUUAUGCCCUGGAUCCAAGGGGUGACCGGCCAGGCAACGGCCGCAACCGCCCGGGAAGAUAGAUCGCAGCAGUUCUAGCCCGCGUCCGGAUAAGAUCUGGAGCUGUCCGAAAAAAACCGUCCGGUUUCGGUUCGUUUACCAGCAACUAAAAACAACAAUAUUUUGAUUAUAUCCACUUUUGGAAGGCAAAAGCAAGAGAUUUAAAGCGAAUUAUUGUUAUUUAUA
Molecule: messenger RNA, 1108 nt
Organism: Culex pipiens pallens (northern house mosquito)
Lineage: Eukaryota; Metazoa; Arthropoda; Insecta; Diptera; Culicidae
Product: chymotrypsin-like elastase family member 2A
Exons: 2
Coding region: 26-961 (311 amino acids)
Biological process (GO): proteolysis
Molecular function (GO): serine-type endopeptidase activity
Source: RefSeq, a predicted model, not a curated record